GCCUUGUCCAGAUGAACCAGCGCGACUAAAGGCAAUUCUACCUAAAAACACAAUGAAGCUUGGUGAAACACUUGAUGAAACCAUAGAGUUGGAGCUUGUGGACCAGUAUGACAAUGUCACCAAGAGGCUGACUGCUGCCGCUGCCAAGUCAAUGACUGUUGAAGCUGAGGGACUGGACCAGUCUAACAUUCAAUUCCUAUGGCAGAGCGACGGCAUUAAGGUGAAGUCCUUCCUGCAGACUGUCUCUGCGGGACAAGAGAGCAGCAGUUCUGUUGCGGUUACCGGAGUCUGUUUCAAGUCAGGGCCUCUUGGGCCCAGGGAGCUUUGCUUCAGCUACAACAACUACACAGAAUGCGUCAUCAUAAAAGUGGCAGCAGGAAUCCCCGCCAAGCUUAAGCUCCUUAGUGGGCCUGAGCUGCCAUUGCAGGUAUUGAAUUGUCAAGGUAUUCCAACACCAUUUACUGUCCAGCUCUGUGAUAAGUGGGAAAAUCCUUCUCAGGACAAAAACUUAACUAUUGAGAUAACAACAACAUCCGAGACACUGAAGCUGACACAUGAGUCACAACCCAUGGACUCAGAAGGAAAAGUCUGCUUCACCAUUAAUAAUCUUAAAGGUUCAAAAGGGUCCUACGUGCUGGAGCUUAAAGGAUCCUUAAAUGGCAAAUCCAUCCCUGGUCCAUCAGUGAAACUCAUUCUACUCGCUGAUCCCAACAAACCUAUGAACCUGUCAGUGAAAUACGAUACAAAUGCCAGAUUCCCUGCUGGAGAUUUUUCAGUGACUGUGCUUUCUGAAGAGGGGAGUCAGAUACAAACUUUUAAACCUGCAGAUCUAUCUAUGUCCCUGUGGGAGAAAGGGUCGGCAACACAACCUGAAACAGACAUUAUGCCAAAAUGCGGAAAACCUAUUAAAGAUGAGGAGAAUCACUGUUAUCGAUUUAGAGGAAAAGCAAUCCCAAAACAUGCUGGGGAGUAUACUGUAGAGUUUGCUCUACAAAGCAACAAAACAGAGGAUCAGCUUAGGACUCAGAUCAAUAUAAAGGUGGUGGCUAAUGAACCAAUCAAACUGGAACCCGAAUGCCAGCUAGAAACUCCAGCUGUUUUCAACUGUAGAGACAUCAGCAAUCGAAUCUUGGUUGAAAAUGUGACGCUAAAGAUUAUGGAUCAGCAUGGUAAUCCAGCUGGGCAGGACUUGAACGGUAAGGUGUUCAUCUCAAUGAAGUGUCCUGACGGAGAAAUACCCAGAAGUCUCCCCUUGUUUAAAGACAAAAACAGCCAUGUCCAAAUUAGCUUAAAAGAAGGAACUGCCAACAUUGAUAGUUUAGCAAUUUCAGAAAACAGUCCUGGUGAGAACGGAAGAAGAUAUAUUCUCCUCUUCAGGCCUGAGGUGACGAUGCCGCCCACAUCUCUCAGUCCUUUUGAGCUGCCCUUCUAUUUUUACAAUGAUGCUGAGAACCACCAAAAAAGAUGUGAACUGCUGAAGAGAAAGGAUCGGCUGAAUGAGGUCAAAGACACAACAGAGAAAGAGAUUUCUUUCAGAAAUGGGCUGAAACACAAAGGCCUAAAAAUAGAACACCAGUUAUCGAUUAAAGACAUUGCAGAACAUCUAAAACAGAAGAACGUAGAGGUUGAAAACAUAGAGAAAAGCAUCAGAAGAGUUUGUUCCAUUCCUAACCAAUUCAGUGGGCCGGAUAUUCUUGGAAUGGUUGGCCACUUGGCUUUUGUUGCUGAUGAUGAUGCUGCAAGGGUUAUCUCCUGGCACCUGCAGGGAGACAUGGACUGCGUCAUCACCACCACAACACCAGCAGCUCAGAAACUCCACCAAAAAACAAAGGGCAACCAGCAGGUCAUGCCUCUCGACAGCAUUCUUUUGCACCAAGGAAGCCGACCCCUGCCACACAUAAAAUAUGGCAGAGAACUUUUCAGACCUACUGGGAACCCAGUCUUUGCCAAGGACCUGCUGAUUUAUCCUUACAAAGAGAGUUGUGAUCCAGAUAAACUGACAAAAGUGUUUAAAAACCUCCUCGGCGACACGAUCCUGAUGGACGACUUGAACUCAGCCACUAACUACAGGAAAGAGGUUGUGGAGAAGGGGAUAUUUUGUCCUACCAUACUGACCCGAAAGGGAGACAGGGUCAGUGGCAGGGGCAAAUUCGGAGGGAAAAACAACAGAGCACCAUCAAUUGACCAGUUAAAAGUGUUUGGAGCUCCUCUACCACCACACUACUACACACUGAAAGAUCAAAUAGAUGCGCUUCGUGAGUACCAAGCACUAGUGGAGAAAAAGGAAGAAGCAGAAAAGGAGCUUAAUGACCACAAGAAUCCGUAUCAGUGA
Molecule: messenger RNA, 2332 nt
Organism: Cyprinodon variegatus (sheepshead minnow)
Lineage: Eukaryota; Metazoa; Chordata; Actinopteri; Cyprinodontiformes; Cyprinodontidae
Product: structural maintenance of chromosomes flexible hinge domain-containing protein 1-like
Exons: 22
Biological process (GO): double-strand break repair; chromosome organization
Cellular component (GO): chromosome
Molecular function (GO): protein binding; ATP binding
Source: RefSeq, a predicted model, not a curated record